Messenger RNA from Dermacentor silvarum, 1021 nucleotides. RefSeq lists its product as uncharacterized. The record is from RefSeq and is a predicted model, not a curated record. NCBI's taxonomy places the organism in Eukaryota, Metazoa, Arthropoda, Arachnida, Ixodida, Ixodidae. The coding region runs from base 469 to 861 and encodes 130 amino acids. The transcript has 5 exons.
GGAUGGCAUUACAGAUGAACUGGCGCUAAUCAACAAACCGACUGAAACAAAUACUGGCGCGCUAAAGGUCUACAAACAUGGGUACAAUUUGUCGAAAGUUGUAUGGCGAACCCUGAAACUAGGGUAGUCAUACUCAGGUCACUGGCCUGAGCGACAUAAACAAACAUCCCGAGGGUGUCCUUGCCCUUAUCGGCAAACCCGAAGGUACCGCUUUCGGCUCGAGAAAGCCGGGUUGAAGGCGCGUGACAGCUGACAGCCCUACUUCCUCAGCGCAUUUACAGUCAGCGGAAUGGGUUCGAGCUUGGCUAUUCGCUCGUCCAUGUUCCUGUUGACGACGCACUUCUGCAAAUCGGCAGCCAAACUGGCGCCUCGGUUUUGGGUCCAGCUACCGCGGUGGCCAAAUGACAUUUAGUGUGAAGCAGCGCCACUGACAAUCGGCAGCAACCGCAGUUCCAAAUUUGCGCGAAAAUGAAGACACUUCUCGUCGUAUUGCUUUUCGCAUCAGCAGCGGCGCUCGUUGUUUCGUCCGAUCCGCUCGAUAUUUGCAGAAAGCGUGCGCCAGAAAUUGCCUCCGCCAUGAGGUGCAUUCGGUUGAAGACGACUGUUUCUUUUCGAACUCUGUUGCACAAGUUCCUGGUCAGGAUGCACUGCCACGAUGAUGUGUGCCUCGUCCAAGCAUGGUGCCACAAGAACGACAAUGACUUCAAAGGACAAGCGUUUAAGAGCAUGCCGUACAAAUACUUCCUGGAGUUCUUCAACGCUGCCAAGAAGUGCCAGAGCCGAAGGCACAUGACCGAGCGGUCCGUGAGCGGCGAGCUGUGGCGGCACUUUGUCAAGAUCGUCAGCGCCCUUCUUGUCUAAUUGCCGCGCGGAUUCCCUGUCACGAGAACGUGUCAGAAGAAGGAGGCCCCUGCUUUCAUUCCUGUUGAUGUUCCUCCUUCUAUGUUCCUGCAGAUGCCGGCUGAAGGUUACACUCAAGUUGAACGACAGGGGUAAUAAGAAAAUAAAGUCAUUUGUACAA